Agrilus planipennis (emerald ash borer) is the source of this 1338-nucleotide messenger RNA. RefSeq lists its product as uncharacterized. Bases 38 to 1207 code for a protein of 389 amino acids. The record is from RefSeq and is a predicted model, not a curated record. The transcript has 2 exons. NCBI's taxonomy places the organism in Eukaryota, Metazoa, Arthropoda, Insecta, Coleoptera, Buprestidae.
AUUCGCCAACCGUUGUCAUUAGCAAAACAACUCCAAUAUGAAACUGGCAGUUAUUUCCUUAAUUGUAAUUUUUCAUUUGCUGUAUGUAACUGGGGUGAAUGGAGAUGACUCCCAUCAUCCUAGAAACCAUAAAUUACGUUCAAAGGACAAAACCCAAUCCCACCCAGUUUCAUCGCGCCAUCAUACACCCAACAAUAAGCGGGCUGUAAAUACCAAGAAUUCACAUGGUCACAAAGCACAAGGACGACAUUCUGCACCAAUUCUUCCUCAUACUCUACAAAGCCGUUAUAAAACCCAACCAGGAAAAGAGUUUUCAGAAAUGUGCAAAAAGAUUUGCUUCGAUAAUGGCAGAACAAAAGAAUCGAAGACAAACGGACAAACCUCAUCGGCCAAUGUAGAUAACACCAAUUCAGACAGUAUUGACUCAAGAGAUACAAAUGACAGUGAUAUACAAAACAGACGUGAUUCAUCGACCGAUGCAGAUAAUAAUAGCAGUCAAAAUGGAAACGGAAGUGAUGGUGAUAAUAAGAUCGAUUCAACUAAGUCAAUAGGUUCGAGUGGCAGUGGGCAAAAUAAUUGGAACACAAACGGACAUAAUUCGUCGUCCAAUGCAGAUACUGGCAGUCGAAAUGGAAAUGGAAGUGAGUCAAGUGGAAGCGAUUCCGAUAAAGAUUCUAAUAAAAAGAAUAAAAAAGUAUCCGGAAUAGAAAGCGGAAAUGGUGAAGGAAAUGUAUCUAAUAAUGAUAACAGUUAUGGUCAAAAUUCUAACGCAAGCGGCGUAGAUAGCAAAACUGAUUCUGGAAAUUCUCAUGAUUGCAAUAAUUUAUUUAGUAACUUUAAAGAAUUAUUCCAAAACGGCGAUAAUAACGCAGCAGAAUAUAAAAGUAACGAUAACGAUAUUUCCAAUAGUGAAGAUAGUAAUCAGUAUAAUACAAUUUCCAACAAAAAUACUACUAAUAUAAAAAAUGGUCAAAGUGUAAACAAUGGCAGUGUAAUAAAUGAAGGAGAGACCAAUAUAAUUGGAAAAAAUGGAGAUACGAAUAAUGUAGAACCUCGUAGCAAAGGAUUACACGCCCAUGUUAAACACAACUCGGUCGGAAAUAACCAAAAUCAGCACCAGAAAUUGGGUUUCCGAAAAGGUCAUUAUCAAGCAGAGAGUCAGAGCAAGGUCAGAAAUCACGGAAACUCAGCUAAAAAACAUCAUUGAACUUACUUACGACAGAAUGCAUGAUUCCUUGAUUACUAUUUAAAAUUUACUCUGUUCAAUUUUGUAGGAUAGUAUCUAUAUUAUCUUCCUUAUACGAUUAAUAAAAAUAAAAAAUAAUGGGUAGCGCAAUA